Molecule: messenger RNA, 710 nt
Organism: Emiliania huxleyi CCMP1516
Lineage: Eukaryota; Haptophyta; Isochrysidales; Noelaerhabdaceae
Exons: 7
Biological process (GO): positive regulation of transcription by RNA polymerase II
Cellular component (GO): nucleus
Molecular function (GO): DNA binding; ATP-dependent chromatin remodeler activity; ATP binding
Source: RefSeq, a predicted model, not a curated record
CGACGACGAGGAAGCCGCGACCGAUCCCGGAGGCGUGAUCCGGCUGACCGUGCAGCCGCCCUGCGUCAAGGGCGGGGUGAUGCGCGACUACCAGCUCGAGGGCCUCAACUGGAUGAUCUCGCUGCAUGCGCGCGGGCUGAACGGCAUCCUGGCGGACGAGAUGGGGCUCGGCAAGACGCUGCAGUCCAUCUCGCUGCUCGGGUACCUGUCGAUCGUCGAGCGCGAGCCGGCCCCUCACCUCGUGGUUGUGCCACUCACCGUGCUCGGCAACUGGUGCAAGGAGAUCGAGCGGUGGUGCCCUGGCCUGCGCGCCGUCCGACUGCACGGCAACAAGGACGAGCGGCGCUCCAUCAUCGAGACACAGGUCGCGGCGGGCAACUUCCACGUGCUCGUCACCACGUACGAGUGCGUCGCGUCCGAGGCCACCGCGCUGCGCAAGCUGCGCUGGCGCUUCCUCGUGGUUGACGAGGCGCACCGGCUCAAGAACGAGGAGUCGAAGCUGUCGGUCAUCCUCCGCUCGAUCAAAGUCACGAACCGGCUGCUGCUCACCGGCACGCCCAUCCAAAACAACCUGCACGAGCUGUGGGCGCUGCUCAACUUCCUCUUCCCUGACAUCUUCAACACGUCGGAGCCCUUUGACCGCUCGUUCGACUCCAAGGCGGGACACGUGUCCGUCUCGUCUCUCGACCGGCUGCAGCGGCUCCUGCAGG